AUGACAACAAUCGAAGAAAAAUUGGAAAAGGCAGAAGGGUGGUAUGAAGAGGCGAAGAAGAAUUUGGCGGAUUCGGAGAAGGGAGAUUACAAAGGGGGUGAAAUUAAACGAGUUGCAGGAGAAGAUGGAUGGAGAGAUAGGUUGAUCGAAGAAAAAAAGGGGUUGAAGAAGGAAAAAAAAGACUGGAGAAACCAGGUGGUGGAGUUGCAGAGGGCGCUAAUUGAAUUUGGAAAAGAAAAAGGAAAACGUAUGGCAGAAGAAGAGCGUGUUGAUGGUAUUGAAAGAGGAAAAAAGUUGACUACGGCUCCAUCCAGUCUUGGAAAAGCAUCAGACUACAUCGAAGUGCAAACGCAAAACUGUUUUAUAAUGGCUAUUCACAAUCACUCUAACCUCCUCCACUUGUGUUUAUCAGCAUCACAUCUUAUAAUUGCUGGUGCUUUUUAUAAUGGAGACUAUUUAAUUGAAGGUCUAACAGAAAUUUCAUUAGACUGUUUUGAAUCUACGAACACAAAUAAUUGGAAGGAUUUGUUCAUAGAAGUUGAAGAGGUGUUAAAUGAAGUUCAUGAAUGUUUACAACGACUUGAUUUAUCUUGUAUAGAAUCAGAUGAUCCAAUAGCAUCUGGAAUUCUAGACAUUUCUGAAGGGGUGGAUAAAGUGAUAGAUAAUUUAUCAAUAGAAACAAAGCAAAUUCUUGCAGAUUUUAAAAUAAAUGAUCUAGAAUUAUUCGAG
Funneliformis caledonium is the source of this 729-nucleotide messenger RNA. The record is from the annotation of a GenBank genome assembly. NCBI's taxonomy places the organism in Eukaryota, Fungi, Glomeromycota, Glomeromycetes, Glomerales, Glomeraceae.